CCCAGGUUUGUCUGACCUCAGGCCUGUGCUCUUUAUAUGAGUUCAUGCUAACUCUAAGAUGAUGUACUAGGCACAAUAAUUAGAUAUUUCACCAAUUUCCACUAUAGUUAACAUUCUAUCUAAAUAUAAAGUGGGACCAUGGUCUUAGAUGAAUGUGGCUGUUGAGAGCGGCAAUAAUCCAGAAUGGCUACUCUGAUCUAUGUUGAUAAGGAAAUUGGAGAACCAGGCACCCAUGUGGCUGCUAAGGAUGGGCUGAAGCUGGAGUCUAGACCUUCAAUCAAAGCCUUAGAUGGGAUAUCUCAAGUUUUAACACCACGUUUUGGCAAAACGUUUGAUGCUCCAUCAGCCUUACCUAAAGCUACCAGAAAGGCUUUGGGCACUGUCAACAGAGCUACAGAAAAGUCAGUAAAGACCAAUGGACCUAGCAAACAAAAACAGCCAAGCUUUACUGCCAAAAAGAUGACCGAGAAGACUGUUAAAACAAAAAGCUCUGUUCCUGCCUCAGAUGACGCCUAUCCAGAAAUAGAAAAAUUCUUUCCCUUCAAUCCUCUAGACUUUGAGAGUUUUGACCUGCCUGAAGAGCGCCAGACUGCACACCUCCCCUUGAGUGGAGUGCCUCUUAUGAUCCUUGAUGAGGAGGGAGAGCUUGAAAAGCUGUUUCACCAGGGCCCCCCUUCACCUGUGAAGAUGCCCUCUCCACCAUGGGAAUGCAAUCUGUUUGCAGUCUCCUUCAAGCAUUCUGUCAACCCUGGAUGUUGAAUUGCCAGCUGUUUGCUGUGACAUAGAUAUUUAAAUUUCUUAGUGCUUUGGAGUUUGUGUGUAUUUGUAUUAAUAAAGCAUUAUUUGUUUAACAACAUAAUAAAUACACAAAUAUAAA
Pongo pygmaeus (Bornean orangutan) is the source of this 877-nucleotide messenger RNA. RefSeq names its product pituitary tumor-transforming 2 (gene PTTG2). Gene Ontology annotation, biological process: homologous chromosome segregation; chromosome organization. Bases 184 to 759 code for a protein of 191 amino acids. Gene Ontology annotation, cellular component: nucleus; cytoplasm. The record is from RefSeq and is a predicted model, not a curated record. NCBI's taxonomy places the organism in Eukaryota, Metazoa, Chordata, Mammalia, Primates, Hominidae. The transcript has a single exon.